Messenger RNA from Euleptes europaea (tarantolino), 2607 nucleotides. It is a transcript of the gene HNRNPUL1, whose product is annotated as heterogeneous nuclear ribonucleoprotein U like 1. The coding region runs from base 15 to 2573 and encodes 852 amino acids. NCBI's taxonomy places the organism in Eukaryota, Metazoa, Chordata, Lepidosauria, Squamata, Sphaerodactylidae. The transcript is spliced from 16 exons. Gene Ontology annotation, molecular function: protein binding. The record is from RefSeq and is a predicted model, not a curated record.
CGACUGAGGAGGCCAUGGAUGUACGGAGGCUGCGCGUCAACGAGUUGAAGGAGGAGCUGGCCCGUCGCGGCCUCGACACGCGGGGGCUGAAGGCUGAGCUGGCCGAGCGGCUGCAGGCGGCGCUAGAAGCCGAGCAGGGCCGCGACGGAGCGCUGGAUCCGCUGUCGGACGGACACUAUGGCAUCCAUAGCGGGAUGCAUCAGGACAGCCUGCAAGGAUACCACCAAACUUACGAGCACUGCAACAUUAAACAGGAGAAUGAGUCCAGGUUCGAGAGGAGGCCUCUCGACCACGAACAUCCUGGCUUACGUUCAGACAUGAAGCUGGAAGUGAAGCCAGAGGAGCCGGCCUUGGGCUACAACACAGCAGCCUCGGGUUAUGGGCCACCUGCCUCCAACUACAACACUUCUGGUUCUGGCUACAGUACCACUGGUGUGGGUUACAAUGCCUCUGGCUUUGGCUCUUCUGACUCAUCUCAGUCCUGGCAGCAGCAGCCACAGCAAGGCCGGAAGAGGCCCUUCGAAGAACAAAGGGGCCGCGGCUACUACGAACACCGAGAGGAUAAAAGGGGCCGAUCUCCUCAGCCACCUGCCGAGGACGACGAGGAAGAUUUUGACGACACGCUGGUGGCCAUCGAUACCUAUAAUUGUGAUCUGCAUUUCAAAGUUGCCCGGGACCGAUACAGUGGCUACCCUCUGACUAUAGAGGGGUUUGCUUUUUUGUGGUCAGGCGCACGAGCCACAUACGGUGUAUGGCGAGGGAGGGUCUGUUUCGAGAUGAAGAUAAACGAGGAGAUCUCUGUUAAGCACCUUCCUCCCACCGAGCCUGAUCCUCACGUCGUGCGGAUUGGUUGGUCGCUGGAUUCUUGCAGCACCCAGUUAGGUGAGGAGCUUUACUCUUAUGGCUACGGAGGCACCGGGAAGAAAUCCACCAACAGCAAGUUUGAAAAUUACGGUGAAACCUUCACGGAGAAUGAUGUCAUCACCUGCCUCGUGGACUUUGAGUGCGGAGACGAUAUCGAAAUGUCCUUCAUGAAGAACGGGAAAUGGCUUGGUGUGGCGUACCGGCUGCGGAAGGAGACAUUGGGUGGCCGCGCACUCUUCCCUCAUGUCUUGGUGAAGAACUGCUCCAUUGAGUUCAACUUUGGCCAGAGGGAGGAUGCCUUCUUCCCCGUCCCGCCGGGCUUCACCUUCAUCCAACAUCUUCCCCUGUUGGAACGAGUCCGGGGGACAAUUGGACCAAAGAGCAAAACAGAAUGUGAAAUCCUGAUGAUGGUGGGGCUGCCUGCUGCCGGGAAGACCACAUGGGCUAUUAAGCAUGCAGCAGCCAAUCCAAGCAAGAAAUACAACAUCCUGGGAACAAACGCUAUCAUGGACAAAAUGAGGGUCAUGGGACUUCGACGACAGCGCAAUUAUGCUGGCCGCUGGGACGUCCUUAUCCAGCAAGCCACCCAGUGCCUAAACCGCCUGAUUCAAAUUGCAGCCCGGAAGAAGCGCAACUACAUUCUCGAUCAGACAAAUGUUUAUGGAUCUGCCCAGAGACGAAAAAUGCGCCCCUUUGAAGGAUUCCAGCGCAAGGCUAUUGUAAUUUGUCCCACAGACGAGGAUUUAAAAGACCGAACAAUAAAGCGCACUGAUGAGGAAGGGAAGGAUGUGCCCGACCAUGCAGUGUUAGAAAUGAAAGCCAACUUCACACUGCCUGAAGCAGGUGACUUUCUGGACUCCGUGGUCUAUAUUGAGCUGCAGCAGGAUGAAGCGGAGACGCUGGUGAGGCAGUACAACGAGGAAGGCAAGAAGGCUGGCCCGCCACCCGAGAAGCGCUUUGACAAUCGGGGCGGUGGCAGUGGCUUCCGGGGUAGGGGCGGUGGCAGCUUUCAGCGCUUUGACAACCGUGGCCCAGCAGGAGGAAAUCGAGGUGGCUUCCAGAACCGUGGUGGCGGCGGCAGCAGCAGUGGAGGCAGUGUUGGAAGUGGAGGAUUCAGAGGAGGAAAUAGUGGCAGUGGCGGCAGCAACGGUGGCGGAGGAGGUGGUGGGGGUUUCAGCAGGGGUGGCAGCUACAGCCAGAGCCGCUGGGGAAGUGGGAACCGAGAAAGCAACAACAACAACAGCAGCAGCAGCGUCAACAGCCGGGGCAACUACAACCGCAACAACCAGCAGCCCAGCAGCUACAGCCCAUCUCGGAACCAGAACCCCUAUAAGAGCAACAGCAGCACGGUCGCCCCUGCUCCUCCGGCGCCUGCCCCAGCCACUAAUGCCCCUCCCAGUUCUUACAACCCAGGGCCACAGCAAAGCUACACCCAGCCCUACAACCCGCCAUCCAGCUACAACCAAGGUGGUUAUGCUCCGAGUUACAACUAUGGGAGUUACAGUGGUUACAGCCAAAGCUACAGCCAGCCCCCACCUCCUCCUCCGGCCCAGCCGACCUACAAUCAGCCCAACUACAACCAGUACCAACAGUAUGCCCAGCAGUGGAACCAGUACUAUCAAAACCAGAGCCAGUGGCCCCCGUACUAUGGCAGCUACGACUAUGGAAGCUACACGGGCACCUCGCAGGGUGGCUCUAGUGCCCAGUGAUGGCCAUCUGGUCCUUGGAGAGAGCAGCUCGCUG